AUGGGUUCUACCGAAGACUCAACAAGUGACGAAGGAAAAGUAAGUGCAAAUCAAAACAAUACAUGCGAUGAUGAUGAGCAAGAGACGAAACUUCAAGAAAAAUUUGAAUAUGCGCUUCAAAGUCAAGAAUUAUUGCGACAAAGUUUCAAAUCGUCGAUAUCUGGAUUAUCAGCCGACAAUAUCAUUAAGCUGUUGAAAGAACUGUAUGAAUUCCAAAUGAAAUCGGACGAAAUUGAAAAAUCAAUUCGAAAAAUCGAACAGGAUAUUCACGAUGGUAUCAAUGACGAACCCGACGAUUGGCGAGAACAUUUAAACCAAAUAACAAAUCAUCAUGACGAUGGCAUAAAUGCAAAAAUUGAACAAUUAACAAAAGACAUUGAUGAACAGAAAUUGAAACUACAAGAAAUUAAUAAUCACAAUAAGAAAUUAUCAUGUCCUCUAUUGAACGUCAUAUAUACACCUACGAGUGAUCAUUCACAAUCUUAUCCUGCCAGUCCGAAUAGUUUCCACAGGUCAUCGUCGAACAGCUCACGAUCAAUAUCAUCUUUGCUUAUCAGACAAAUGAGUCCUGCAGUACUCGACUUGAAUAACGAUGAAAACGAUUCGGAGAACGAAGAGGAGCCUAUUGAUCCGAAUAAAAGACCGCAGAUUGACACAAAAAUUCAUCUUGCUAAUAACAUCGUUAGUUGUUUACGUGGUCCUUUCAAAAUCGUCGCGACAGGUCCGCUGUCAUUAGCUGAUGCUUUGGCAAAAGGGCGACGAGUUCAAGAAACAAUUAUCGAGGCAGUUCGACGAAAAGCCACUGAACAACAACCAACAGAUCAUUCAAUCAAAACGCCGUUUAUCGAAAUCACAUCAGAUUGGAAAUACGAAGGUGUAAACGAAGAUGCAGGAUUUAAUAGUCCGUCGAUAUGGAUGCGUAAUCCCAAAGGUCGACGAGUUUUAGUUAAAACACAAGAUCUUCCAAUAUGUGCUGCAAAUGAAUGGUUAGCUUAUGCCAUCGGACUGCAAAUCGGCCUUCCGAUCAAUGAAGUACAAAUCGCUGUUCACGAAGAGAAACUCGUUACUUUACACGUAGAUGUUGCGCAUGACGAUGAAAAAUGUGUUACAUUUCUCCACUUACCAAAACAGAGAAGAAAAAAACUUUUGACUGAUCCAAUCUUGGGUAGCAUGUAUCUAUUCGAUCAUAUAAUACAAAAUGUUGAUCGAAAUGCUCGAAAUAUUUUAAUUACAAUCCCGAAGUCAGCUGAUAUCGAAGAUGAAACAACGCUGUUCAAACUUCAUCUUAUCGAUCAUGCUCUGUGCUUUGGUA
Adineta ricciae is the source of this 1312-nucleotide messenger RNA. The record is from the annotation of a GenBank genome assembly. Lineage: Eukaryota; Metazoa; Rotifera; Eurotatoria; Adinetida; Adinetidae.